AUGGAUGCGGAGUGGGAGAAGCUUCGGAAGAAAACAUGUUGGCUCGAAGAAAAGGUUCGUGAGUAUGAUGACGUUGCCGGCUACCGAGACCCCGUCUCCCCGCUUCGAUUAGCUCUGUAUGGCCAUCCCGACGCCGGCGGCAUUUGGGAGAAGCGUUGCGAGACCCAGCUUAAGUCUGUAGGAUGGAUUCCAAUCUUGCCUGAAAUAUGGCAAAGCGUUUUCUACCAUCCUGAGCUUGAGCUGAUGCUAGUUGUGUAUGUCGACGACUUUAAAAUGGCAGGUCCCACCAAAAACAUGGCCCAAGGUUGGAAGGACAUCAACAGCGUCAUUGAUAUGGAUCCUCCCGAAGCCCUUGGACGUUACUUUGGUUGUAACCACGUAGAACAGCAACAAGUCUCCUGUACCAAAUCCGAACACCCUUUUGCCCGCGUCUUUGAGGGAAAACCCGCAGCAAUUGCGAGGGGAAACCCAUCGCCGGUCAGGAGGGAGGACUUCUGGGAAGUAGACUUAGAGGCUGGUGCAGUGGUUAGACAUCAUGUGUAUCCGAGAAAGAAGCUAUACGUUCCAACGGAAGAUGAUGUAUUGGCUUUUCCCAUGAUGGGGACCAGUCGUGUCACCGAGUUCGAUUCGAAAGAAGAGUUACAUGUUGAUGACUUCAACCAGGGGGGUGAAGCUAAGUUUGAUUGGUGGACAGGCAGAACCUAUUUCCCACUUGAUCACGAAACCCCAGUGGAAGACUUUACUUAUGCUCUUGCUUCCUACAAGAAGAAGAAUCCACGCAGCAAGACAGAAGCUAAGAACAAAGUCAAAGAAAGUAGGUUCAAGCCACCCGAAUCGAUCGUUGACAAACCAACCCCUUGUAUGGUCAACAAAGUCAACGUUGUAACCUAUGACAUGGAGGAUUUUCUUGGCACCUGUGUUGAGAAAUACUGCGAAUUGGCUAAGGUAGAUCGGAAAACCCUGAGGCAUGCUGCUACACCUUUUCAUGAGGCCCGGAUCGCCAAGCCGGUGGACCCGGACAACGAGCCAACCGGUAAGCUUGCGGGUAUUGCGUCACGCAUCCUCAUGAAAGUGCUCUUUGCAGCACGCAUGGCCCGAUGGGACCUUCUCCGUGCUACGCAAGCCCUCGCGUCCAGG
Molecule: messenger RNA, 1137 nt
Organism: Symbiodinium pilosum
Lineage: Eukaryota; Dinophyceae; Suessiales; Symbiodiniaceae
Source: the annotation of a GenBank genome assembly